Anopheles cruzii is the source of this 1219-nucleotide messenger RNA. RefSeq names its product ATP synthase subunit gamma, mitochondrial (gene ATPsyngamma). Gene Ontology annotation, biological process: proton motive force-driven ATP synthesis. The record is from RefSeq and is a predicted model, not a curated record. Gene Ontology annotation, molecular function: proton-transporting ATP synthase activity, rotational mechanism. Lineage: Eukaryota; Metazoa; Arthropoda; Insecta; Diptera; Culicidae. The coding region runs from base 167 to 1060 and encodes 297 amino acids. The transcript is spliced from 3 exons.
CCGUUCGUCACGAAAGAGUGUUCGACCAUCUUUUUGACACCCGCUAGAAUCGGAUGAGAAAAAAUCUUGAUCCGCAUUCAAACCGACGAACGAAAGUGUAAAAAAGGUUGCCCACUGCCCAGGGAAGCGAACCACAUCCGCAUUAGAACCACGAAACGCAGGAGCCAUGUUCAAGUCCGUUGUGCCAGUGUUGGCUCAGGUUCCGGCUGAGAUAUGCCUGGGUCAGCAGAACCGCGGCAUGGCCACGCUGAAGGCCAUCCAGAUUCGGCUAAAGUCGGUCAAAAACAUCCAGAAAAUCACCCAAUCCAUGAAGAUGGUGUCGGCAGCCAAGUACGCGCGUGCCGAGCGUGAUCUGAAGCAGGCCAGACCGUACGGUAUCGGUGCGCAGCAGUUCUACGAGAAAGCCGAAGUGGCUCCGAAGGAGGAAGAAGCCAAGAAGCUGUUCAUUGCCAUCACUUCCGACCGUGGCCUGUGCGGUGCUGUGCACACCGGUGUCGCCCGCUUCAUCCGUGGCGAGUUGGCCAAGGACCCGAACAUCAAGGUGGUCUGUGUUGGCGACAAGUCCCGUGGUAUUCUGUCGCGUUUGUACGGCAAGAACAUCGAGAUGGUGGCAAACGAGGUGGGCCGUUUGCCGCCGACCUUCUUGGAUGCGGCGAAGCUGUGCAACGCCAUCCUGAACCUUGGCUACGAGUACACCGACGGCAAAAUCGUGUACAACAAGUUCAAGUCGGUCGUCUCGUACCAGGUGGGCGACAUUCCGAUCUUUUCGCUGAAAUCGGUAGAGGCGGCCGAAAAGCUGCCGGUGUACGACUCGCUCGACUCCGAGGUCAUCCAGAGCUAUCUAGAGUUUUCGCUCGCUUCGCUGCUGUUCUACACGAUGAAGGAAGGUGCCUGCUCGGAGCAGUCCUCCCGUAUGACGGCCAUGGACAACGCUUCGAAGAACGCUGGCGAAAUGAUUGACAAGCUGACGCUUACCUUCAACCGUACCAGACAGGCGGUGAUCACUCGUGAGCUGAUUGAAAUUAUUUCUGGUGCUUCCGCGCUGGAGAGCAAGGAUUAAGCACACCGGCGGCAGUGCAUGGUUUAGGUUCCACUCGUCGCGGCAGCAGCAUCCUUUUCUUUAAGAUACGCCGGGUGCCGUGCGAUAACGCACUAGCGGGAGUUACGAUCCAUCCUCGACGGCAAGAAGGGAAAAUAUAGUAACAUGAACACGGAUUAA